AUGCAAAACCUGCAACCUUUAAAGGGCCUACUAUUUCGUAAAAAAAAAAAAAAAAAACAUGGUUUUCAAGAAAUAAACUCUUAUUUGUCUCACACGAGUUCACCUUUUUUUUUUAUAUAUAUAUAUAAAUAACUAAGACUUCUACAGGGCGCAUUGGAUUUAGAUUUUGAAAGUUAUUUUUUUUAACGCUGAAAUUAGUGUUUGAUUAUGACCAAUUUUCAUCGAUUUUUUGCCGAGAAUUUUUUGAACGCUGUUCAAAAUUUUAAUAAUUUUAUUAAUCCGUAUUAUAAACGCAUUGUAAUAAUUCCGUCAUAGGUUUAAAAUGGAAUUUCGUUUUAAUUGGUUCCUCUCCCGUAUUGUCUUUGCACAGGAACAGCCUGCGGACGCGCAAGCACAGCGUGUGCACGGAGCCCGACCUGUCGCGGCGCAACUCGAACGCAAUAUUCUCGGCGCUGCUUUUCCGGGAGGAGAGCAGGGCCAUGAAGACGUCCAUGAUGGUGCUGUCCACGUACCUGUUCAGCUGGACGCCGUUGUUUGUACACGUGUCCAUCGUCCAACUGCCGGACGAGGUUGUGUACUCGUGCGCACUGUCCGCGGCCACGCUCAACCCGCUGGUGUAUGUGUUCCGGAACGACGCGUUCCGCAAGGAGAUACUGCGAGCGGUGUGCAGUCGCAAGCGGCUCCGCGAGUCGUCGUCCAAAGCGGCUGCGGUGGCGUGCCAACAGCACCGGCUCAUGAUGGCCCCGCAUCCGGACAGCGUGUCCGUGCAGAGUUUCCGCAUGUCGUCCGUCGAGUGUCAACACUCGUUCGACAGUUCCGUUACGCCGCCGCCCGCCGACUUUGUCGCCACGUACAAUCCGGUAAGACAAUCAGACACAGUGGUUAAAAUGGAUAAAACUUCGAGGGGGGGGGGGGAAGGGCGGCUACAUUUACUAGACAAUUGAGCGACGAUCCCGAGAACUUACUUCGCCCAAACCAAAUUUUCGGGAAACCAAUCGUAUGAACACAAGACUUCCAAAAUAUUUUUCUCGAGCAUUUAUUCUUAAAAAUAUAAUAGGGUUUAAAAAUAAACUGUAAACCCCAUUUUCAAAAAAACAAAAAAAAAUAUUCUUCUACAUAAUAUUAUUUUUGCUGAUUUCAAUUGUGUAAACAGUAUUGAUUUGUAAGUUCUAUGGCUCAGCAAAACCCAGCAUAAACAAACAUAAAAUUUGGCCUCUUUCCAGGCCCCCGAAUUUGGCCUCUCUUUAAAUAAAAACAGAAAUUAAGUUAUAUUUUCUUUUUUUCUAAAUAUUCGCAAUACAUACAUUAUUUUAACAAAAUGAUACGAUUUGUUCUUAUUUUUAUAUUUUAAUCUUUUUAUAAACAAUGAUUCUUAAAUAUUAUUCUACAACUUGCCCUACUUCUCUAGUUAAAGGAAUAUAAUACUCUACAAUUCGAUCAUAAAAUACAGUAAACUGAUACACCUUUAAAAUAUUCUGAGGUUUCUACUAAUACCGACUGAAGAAUCUGUUUUUGAAUCAUUUUGUUUCGAAGUAUCGAUAAUAAUAAUCGGGCCCUUUCCAAAAACCGUGUAGGGCUUAAUGUGACACUUCGCGUUCCGUUUUUAUAAUAAGACUCUUGAAACGACUUAUACAUUUCAUAUAAUAAUGUAUAGUUUUUUUUUUUUUUUUUUACUGAAAUCUAAAUUCAAAUCGUUAUAUGGAUACAUGACAGAAUUUAUGUAUAUUUAUUUACAUACGUACGUUUAUAUACAAAUAUAAACUGCAAUGAUAAAAUUUGCUGUACUCUUCAUUAUUGUUUCGUAAACCUAAUAUCAUGUAUCUCGAUUUUUCAAGCUUUGAAGUGGUUUUUAAAUUUCAAACAACUUUUCUCGAGUCACCAGGUUUCAAUCAUUCAUAUGCUUCGUAUGAUCUAAAUAGAAUAUAUACGUUUUUUCUGUUUAUAUGUUUUUAACCAGCGCCAACCUUUCUUUAUCAUCUACACUCACAUGUGGGAUUUUCCUUUUUGAUUUCUAUUGGAGGAAUAGUUAUAACUGCCUAAAUAGUUGUUGGGAUAUCUUCUGCGAUUAUAGUUGUUUGUAAUUUAAAAUAAUUAACAUUUAUUCUCUUUAGCUCCAAAUAUGAGUUUACUAAAACUUUUUUUAAAUCCUCAAAAAAUCCCAUCCAAUACGUACAAAAUUUAAAUUCAAACAGAAAUUAUAGCAUUUAUUUUUAAUAAUACUAAUUCGAGUUUAUAAAAUUACAUAAAAAAAAAUGUAUCUGUGUACUAAAGCGUCCUCUCGAACUUCGAACACUUAAGCCAAAGGGAAUGAAUAGUUUUACUUUAAAUAGUAAGAAAGACUUUUAAUCAUUUUCUAAAGAUUAUAGGUUUUAGGUUUAUCACUCGGGACACUAAUAUUUUACUUCUUUGAAGAAGUGCCGGAUUUAAACGCGUAAAAUUUGUAUUUUUCGACGUUGGUAUAAUAGCUGCAGGUCGCCGUGGCUAUUCGAUUCCCUUAUUAUUUUUACUGAAAACCGUAUACUACCCAUUUCAAAUUAGACCUAAGGAAAAACAACAUCAUCCCUAGUAGUUAUUUUCUACGCUAUGUUUUGUGAUUUUUCUUGGUCGUCUUCGGAAAAUAGUGGCAAUCGCAUUAUUAAUUUCCCUCUUUCCCUACGCCAUAGCAAUCUAAAUGUUUUCGGAAAAUAUUAUGAUAGUAAUAUCAUGAUUAUUGAAUAAUAUACGCACGUAGGCAAACGUCCUAUUGCCGUAUUAAUCCCAUAUUGGGGUCGUAUAAAUGUAUUUUUACUUAAAUAAUGUAAUGAUAAUAUAUUCAACGAAUAUUAUUUAUUAUUUUUCGGUCCAGUCUAGUUAUUUUCGUUCAGGCAUAAUAUUUUUAUUUUCACAUAGUCGUAUAUUAUGAUCGAUAAAUUAAAUUCCGCGCACCCAAUGAUGCAAAGACUGGGCCUACCGAGACGUUCACUACGUUUCUCGAUAAAACCAUUUGAACAUAACAUUAAAUUGAUUUAUGAUAUCAAAUAAUAGGUAAAUACAUUUGAAAAAAAAAUACAAAAAUACCGAGUUUAAAAACAAAAGUUCUUUAUAUAUCAACUAUUUGGAGUGUAAAAAUAAAUUAUUAAUGUUAUAUGGAAUAAAAAAGAAAAAAACUUCCUAGGAUAAUAGGGACGGGUGCAGCUACUGCAAUAGAUAAUUUAAUGUACACCUGUAAGCAACGAAAAACCAAUGUUUACGAAAAAUCGACCCUAAUUGGAGUUCGGUUGAAAAUGAUGCUUUGUCAACAAUAUGUGUUAUUUAUAUUCACAUUUGCUGAGAAAACUUCUGAGAAAAUCGAAAAAUGAUCUCUCUAAAGUACCUUUUAAUUGAAAUUGCAAUUUCCUUUUAGAAACAUUGAUAACAUUAUAAGUUAUGACAAAAUUUCUGUUAGAAAAGUUGUGCACAGAAAUAAAGAAAGCCGUAAUAUAUUUUAACUAAUACCUACAUUUCUUAUAUUUUCCCGUUUUUCCUCCGUUUUUUUCGGUUUUUCAAAUUUGAUGAAAAAACUUAAAUAGGCUUUAUAUAUAUUCUUUAAUAAUAUUUGUUUAAUGUUGUAUCGACUUUUUCAAUUUCCUUACGGUUUUUCCAGUUUUCCCAUGUUUUAUAUCGAUUUUUUGCAUUUGAUGAGAAAACUCUUGAGAAAAUCGAAAAAUUACUUAUUUAAAGUACCUUCCCACACCGAUUUCCUUUCAUAAAAGGUGCUACACUAAAAAAUCUGAGCAAGUCUUCUGGUAAAAAAGUUGUGAACAGAUAAAAAAAACCUCUUUGUCAAACUAUAAAUAUCUAUAAUAUAAUAUACAAAUAAGCUUCUUCGCUCCACUCAGAAUCUAAAAAAUCUAGUUUAUAUUUUAUUACUAUCGUUGUUUAAACUUUUCUAUAUUGACGAAUUUUUGAAAAAGAUGUUCUCUUAAUUUAUUCAAAUGUAUAACAAAUAUAUUAUAAAGUAUAUUCGAACGUUUUUUCGCGUAAACAAUAAAAAUUGCAUUAAAAAAAUAGUAUUUUAGCAAACUGUGAACAUUAAAAUUAAAUAAUUCAAAUGCACGAUUAAAAAGAAGAUUUCCAGAAAUCAAUUUUUUUUUUUCUAAGAAGUAAAACAUUGGCAAUGUAUAUUAAGCAUAAUGCACUUGAGUAAUGUAAAACGUCGUUAUUUCAUUACAUUAACGCGCUCUACCGGUCUCGAUUUUUCAACCUUUUCUCAAUUGUUUAUAUUUUUUAUUAUAAUUAUUUUUUUUAUAUAUAUAAAAUUGACAAUUUAUUUUAUACGCAGCGAUCUCCAAAUUUGAUUUUGACAACUCGGUAUUACUCGUGUAUAACCCAUUAAACUUUUAAUCAUCGUGGUUUUACUGUAAAAUUCCUGCUAAUAUUAAAAAAAAAAAGUUAUUUUUAUAAUAAUAUUCAAAUGUUAUUUUUUUUUUUUUAAGUAAGUUUGUUAAAAAUAAUAUCGGGGAAAAUUUCCAAUCGUAACGCGCUCAUCACAAAAAGUUAUUCUUUAGACAGAAAAAAAUAUCCUAUUUUAAAAAUAUUCAAAAUGAAAAACAACAAAACUUUUUCAGCGAAACAUUUUUCACGGUGUCAAUAACAAAUUGUUAGUAAUAUGCCCGUGUGACCUUUAUAAAAAUUAAAUUUCUGUUUUCGUCCCAGAUAAACGGAUCGGAGCGCAGUACGCGUUACGAGAGCGUGACGUUCCGAUUGGCGCAGCGCCGUUGUCAAUACUGCAGCCGGCAGAGUUCAGAUUCGUCGUUGAGCAGCAAUUACCCGUUGCUGAUCAACAAAAAUCGGUCUUCGAGCGAGCCCAACACGCCCAAACACCAGAACAACAACGAAAACAGGACCGUCGUAUUCAAGGUAAAUGCAGUCGUCGAACUGUCGAAGGAAUAA
Messenger RNA from Cinara cedri, 4911 nucleotides. Lineage: Eukaryota; Metazoa; Arthropoda; Insecta; Hemiptera; Aphididae. The record is from the annotation of a GenBank genome assembly.